AUGGCCGGCGCUGACUGGGCACUGAUCACCGGCUCAACCGACGGAAUUGGCAAAGGCUAUGCCGUGGAAAUGGCUCGAAGAGGCUUUAAAAUUGUUCUGGUUUCUAGAAACGCACAAAAAUUGGAAGCGGUCGCUGAGGAAAUCCGCUCCGAGACCGGAGUUGAGGUCAAAUGCGUCUCCUUCGAUUUCACCAGCACCAAUUUGUCCGAAUACGAGAGCAAACUCUUCGGUCAGAUCGAAGGUUUGCCAAUUGGUAUCCUUGUAAACAACGUAGGACUUUCUCAUCAUUUCCCGGACGAGUUUACCGAGAUGUAUGGCGGAGAAGAGCGUCAUCGCGAUGUCCUCAAUGUCAAUACUUUGCCCGUGACUCUUCUAUGCCACAGAAUUCUGAAGCAAAUGAAGCAACGUCGCUCUGGGGUCGUGGUAAACUUGAGCUCGUCAAUCUGCUUCGCCAACGCCGCUUAUUGGGGAGUUUACUCCACGUCUAAGGUAAGAAGUCUUCAGAAAGUUUUUAUAGGCAUACAUAACUACCGAUUUUCAAAACCAACGGCUUCUGGCUCAAUUCUAAUACGUUUCUUUUCAGAAAUACGUUGUUCAGUUGACCACAAUCCUUCGCAAGGAAUACUCCAGAUACGGAAUCACGGUUCAAUGCGUCUCCCCGAUGAUGGUAUCCACCAACAUGAGCAUGGUCCGCAAGCCAACUUAUUUCGUUCCAAGCGUCGACGACUACGUUCGGCAAGCAGUCAGCACGAUUGGUCGCGCCGCAGAGACCACCGGAUGUCAAAGCCAUCAAUUGCAAGCUUUCUGGUUUUUUCAAAUCCUUCCAGAGUUCUUCUUUGAUAUUUUCUGGGACAAUUACUCGAAUUCCGUGAGAAAGAUUGCCAGAGAAAGAUUGUUUAGGUGUCAACAAACAAGUGGAGAGUAGUUUAGUUAUGGGUAUUUUAAUAUGUGCGUAAUAUGUAUGAUAUUUGAAUAUAUUUAAAUAAUUUUGUUUAUUAUCGGUCUACGGGUUGUGUUUGUUAUAAUAAAGAAAGAUUGUAAAGGGCACUGAACGUCGAACUUUAGAAAUUUCUCUUGUGAGCGUCGUCGCACUUCUGUAUUGAACUCCAAACGUCCUUACAGCGUAGUUGAAGUGAAUAAAAUAAAAAAUAUAUUCCGAACAAACAUGGUUAUAUAAAACCUUUCUGUCAAUCGGUUGUUUGAGGUCGAAAAGUCAUCAAUGGCUUCAUGAUGAUAAAAGUUAAAUUCCGUUGCGUUUGAAAACUUGUAGAAUUUUUUCCCUUUCAACAUAACCUCUGAAGAAGCCGUCUUUGGGAUGAACCCUGCUCAUCCCUUCAACGACUGGAUAAUUGCAUAUAAUGCGCUUUCUCUUUCGGUUUACAUCCACAAACCCCACUUCGAACGCGAUGGUUCCACUUUUACGCCAUCUCAAUUACGGAGAAAGUAGCGCACGUUUUGGUAUUCUCGACCUGUUCAUAUAAUUAUGGAUUCUUAAUUUUGACGAUUGUUUGUUCAAGGAAGUCUCAGUUAUGUCCACAGAAUGUUAAGGAAUAAAAGCGACACUUCGGCGGCGACAAAAAGGUUCGUUUUUGGGGAGAUUAAGGCUCUUUUUUUUAAGUUUUCAGUUAUUUAUUUAGCUACUUUAAAGUGCAAAAUUAUUUAUGUCUGCCAUAAGCGGAUUGUUUUUGAUUUUUUUGCAAAAAUCUGCUGAUUAGAGACUUAUUUUUGGCGGUGGGAGGAUUUUGUCGUCGGGAGAGAAAGACGAGCUCGCAAAAUGCGGAGAGCGGUCAGAGAUCAAAGCACUUUGACGCCGUAUAUUUGUCAGUGUAACUGUCAAAUUUUGCCGACUUUCAAUCUACAUAUCCGCUCCGCAAAACGCCAACUAGGAGCCUGGCAGAGCUGAAAGUAUCGCAUAUAAAGCUAACCUAAAUUUGUACCAAGUUUCAUCAAAACCUAACAUAAGCGUUGCACUUGUAGAACUUCGAUGAUAAAAGAUUGAUAAAGGAUACCAUUUUUAAACAGUGUACAAUUAGUGCUGUGGUGGCUAGACUACAUAAAGCUGUAUUUUUUCAGUACCGACUCUGAAUCGACCUCAACCUUGUCACGUGAAGAGCUGACGGUAAUAUGCUACGAGACCCGGCUUUUCGCCCGAUUUUGCGUAUUUCUGGCUACAGUAUGCGCAAUCUCGGCCGUCCUCCUGGUGCCUUUGGUCUAUUCGCAUAUGGUGUAUACGGAAGACAUUGUCGAGGAGGAUUUGUCAUUUUGUCAGCAUCGGAUUCGCUACGUAAAAGAUCGAUUGUACGAGCUGACAGACGGGUUUAUCACAAGGCACAAACGGGCAUCAUUCCUCGACCAGAAGGCGGUCAAGAAGUUAAGGAAAAGGCCGCGUCGACGAAAGGCUGGGCAAAGAAUUAAUCCGCAAGGUGCGCAGAAGGACGACUAUACUGGAGAGCUGGACGAAUACGACGAUGAGGACAGGUAUCGUGAAAAAGGUAGGAACUUUUUGUAAGAAUAUUUUGAGCUUUCACCUGAAUAGUAACGGUAAGUUUUAGAUUACGUUGAAGAGCCGCUAAAAGUCGCCCCUUCCGGCUACCGUUCGCCAUUCGACUUUUCGUCGAUUCAAAAGAAAGCACCGCUCGAUGACGGUGGCACUGCUGGCCAGCCGGUUCCAGCUGCUUAUCAGCCAUCAGUGAGUCCCUCAGCCGCUCCGUCGCGCUACACAGAGGAGCCGGAUCAAUGCUGCAGCUGUGGCAUGGGCCCGGCCGGGCCGGCGGGCCCCACAGGUCCGGACGGCCCCAAUGGCCGUGACGGAAGGCCUGGAAAGAAUGGGCCAAAUGGCCAGGACGCCGAGCCCGAUCAAGUCCCCACAAUCGAUGAUUUUUGCUUCGAAUGUCCGAGAGGGCCGGCUGGACAACGAGGAUUGCCCGGAUCGAAAGGAGUCACUGGAGAACCUGGCCCGCCCGGAAGGAACGGAGAAUCUCCGCCACGAGGGCCGGCGGGACGUUCAGGCCCACGUGGGCCACGCGGGAGUCCAGGAAAGCCCGGUUCAAAGGGCCCCACCGGCCGCCCAGGAAUUCUACAGACAGUCGAAGCGCCAGCUGGGGAACCAGGAGCACCUGGAGAGGACGGUCCGCCCGGUCCUCCUGGGUCGCCCGGUCAGCCGGGAGAGGCGCAACCAGGACCCCCUGGGCCUGUGGGGCCUCCUGGGAUGCCCGGACAGGAUGGAGAGCCUGGUCCGCCCGGAGAUCCGGGUCGAAAAGGUCCUCGGGGAAAAGCGGGCGAUUGCUCACAUUGCCCGAGGCCGCGGCUUCCGCCAGGGUAUUAA
This is a messenger RNA of Bursaphelenchus xylophilus (pine wood nematode), 3325 nucleotides long. The record is from the annotation of a GenBank genome assembly. Lineage: Eukaryota; Metazoa; Nematoda; Chromadorea; Rhabditida; Aphelenchoididae.